AUGAGCAGCUACCCGACGGAUCCUUCGCCCAUGUUGCCGCAGUCGGCGCUGACGCAGGCCGCCGCCGCCGCUGCUGCUGCAAUGCCCUUCGGCUUGGGCGGUGGUGAUGCUCCAGACGCCAACGGAUUUCCCGUACAGCAGCUUCCUCUGUCUCCGAACCUCAUGCGCAAUCUGGGUGAUCGCUCGUACGACAAACGCAAAGGAGCUGCCAUGGAGCUCGAGAACCUCAUCAAACAGCUGCAGGAGAACGCCGCGUCAAUCGAAUUCCACCAGCAUCACCAGCUGCAGCUCAAUCAGGACUCGCCGAGCUCGCGACUCAACGCUUCCACCUCUGGCACGGAGAGUGAGAGUGUCGACGGUGUUAGCAACUCACACUUGACAGCCAGCAACCCCAGUCGCCAACGCAUCCCGGCAAUUAUCGAGCUCUUAGGCAACGACUUUGCCUGCUCCUCCAAUGCGAACCACCGGAAAGGCGGCCUCAUUGGCCUAGCAGCUACUGCGAUUGGGCUAAUGCACGACGCGCACAUGUAUCUGGACAAACUACUGCCCCCAGUGUUGCAUUGCUUCGACGACCCAGAGAGCCGUGUCCGCUACUACGCGUGCGAGAGUCUGUACAACAUCGCGAAGGUGGCUAGAGGCCACAUCCUGCAGUACUUUAACCAGAUCUUUGACGGUCUGUGCAAACUGUUCGCAGAUGUGGAUGUGGACGUGAAGAACGGAGCCAAUUUACUGGAUCGACUGGUCAAAGACAUUGUGACCGAGAGCGAGUACUUCGACGUGGACAUGUUCAUCCCGUUACUUCACAAGUACAUCAGGAUGACCAACCCAUACAUUCGCCAGCUCUUGGUGGGCUGGAUCACCGUGUUGGACUCGGUCCCAGACAUCGACAUGUUGGAUUGGCUACCAGAGUUUCUGGACGGUCUCUUCAACAUGUUGAGUGACGGGAACAGGGAGAUCCGCCAGGCGGCAGAUAGUGCGCUGGCCGAGUUUCUGCGGGAGAUCAAGCAGACAGAGGACGUCGAGUUCGGACGCAUGGUGGACAUCCUGGUGGGCCAAUGCAACAGCAAGGAGAGAUUCAAUCGCCUCACUGCGGUGAGCUGGGUGCAGGAGUUCGUGAACUUGGGACGGGAGAAGCUCGUGGAGUUCUACGCCGACUUGUUGGCGGCGAUUAUGCACUGUAUCUCCGACGCGGAGCAUGAAAUUCGACAGGUGGCGGAGCGAGCGAACGACGACUUGUUACAGCUAGUGAAAUCCACGACAGAAGACGUGGAACUGCUGCCGUUGAUGCAGAAACUCACUACGGAGCUGGGUAGCGACCACGUGCCUACCCGCAUGGCAGCUUUGCGUUGGAUCUCGAUGCUGCUGGAGAAAUACCCGAACCAGUUGUCUGCACAUAUCGGUCAGUUGCUACCAGCGUUGCUUCGAACUCUAUCGGAUAUCUCCGACAGCGUCGUGCUGCUGGAUUUGGAGGUUCUGGCUCGUAUUUCGCUCAACAAAGUCGAGUUCGAGAAGGUGCUGAACGCCAUCCUGCUGCUAUUCGCACAAGACCGACGCUUACUCGAGAUGCGCGGCAGUAUGAUCGUACGGAAGCUCUGCGUGCUCUUGGACGCCAAGAGCAUUUACCUCAUCUUUGCCAAGGUGUUGGGCACUGAAGCCGUGUAUCUGGACAGCCAAGCAGACAGUGAGUUCGCUGCUGUGAUGGUGCAGACACUGAACCUCAUUCUACUGACAGCGAACGAGCUGGAACAUCUGCGCGAUAUCUUACGUCGCAGCUUCCAGACUCGUGCUUCGGAGGACGAUGUCGAGGUGUUCACGGCUCUGUUCCGUUCCUGGUGCCACAACCCCAUCGCAGCCUUCAGCCUCUGCCUGCUGGCGCAGUCCUACUCGCUGUCUGCAGCGCUUAUCAGUAGAUUCGCAGAUAUCGACGCGUCUGUGGGCUUUCUCAUGCAGAUCGACAAGCUCGUGCAGCUGUUGGAAUCGCCCAUCUUCAUUCACAUGCGUCUACAGCUCUUAGAGAUCCAGGAAGACUAUCACACGGACCUCGUCAAAAGCCUCUAUGGACUCUUGAUGCUGCUGCCGCAAAGUGCUGCGUUUCGAGUGCUACGCGACCGACUCGCAAGUGUCACCAGCAUGGCGACGGCGAUUGGUCGAAUCGAUCUGAGUGGCGAUUCCCGUCGACUGCGUACGAUUGGAGACGCCCCAACCAGCACGUCAAGUAACGACGCGUCUCUGUCGGACGCUCCACGUAUCGACGCAGAUGCGCUACUCGCGCAUUUCGAGAACGUCCAGGCGAAACACACGGAGCUGAGAAGGAAAGGAAUGUACGAGAAAGCGCUCGCCAAAGAACAGACCACGGCCAACGUGUGAAGAAGAAGAAGGAUUAGUAUAGGGCGUACACGAGAGAGCAUUACGAAUUUGUAGACAUUCCCUUUUUUUAACGUUGUGAUGUCUAAAAGUCAAGAGAUCACUCGCUCUU
Phytophthora infestans T30-4 is the source of this 2476-nucleotide messenger RNA. Its product is annotated as VAC14 family protein. The coding region runs from base 1 to 2367 and encodes 788 amino acids. The record is from RefSeq and is a predicted model, not a curated record. Gene Ontology annotation, biological process: positive regulation of kinase activity; phosphatidylinositol biosynthetic process. The transcript is spliced from 2 exons. NCBI's taxonomy places the organism in Eukaryota, Oomycota, Peronosporomycetes, Peronosporales, Peronosporaceae. Gene Ontology annotation, cellular component: PAS complex; endosome membrane.